Paramuricea clavata is the source of this 1155-nucleotide messenger RNA. NCBI's taxonomy places the organism in Eukaryota, Metazoa, Cnidaria, Anthozoa, Malacalcyonacea, Plexauridae. The record is from the annotation of a GenBank genome assembly.
AUGCCUGAUGUUGCUCACUGGAAAACUGUUUUGCCCAAACUAACAAACGUUUGGCGAAAUUGUACUUUACUUGAAGUACUAGCAAAGUGGUAUACUAGAAAGCACAUUCAGAAUGAUGGUAAAACUGAGGGUAAACCUGAUGGUAAGAGUGAUGGCAGAACUGACAACAAGUCACCAAACAAUGAUGGUACUUGCUACUGCAGAAAGAGUGCAAAUGAAACAAGUGUUCUUUGCUGUAACCCAGAAUGUGCAAUCAAGUCAUUCCAUUUACUACGCCUAAGGAUUAACAGCAUCCCCAAAACUUGGUAUUGUUCCUACUGCAGGACCCAACCUCAGUUUAAGAGAUCUAACAAGAAUGCACAACAGCUUCCUAAAGUAGUUUCAAGUUCUGAAGCCAUGGACCUUGAUAUUAUCUGUACAUGCAAAUCAAAGCCAUGUGCAAGUGACACACUUCUAAAAUGGCUCAACAAGUCUUGUAACAACGGCAAAUUUUUUCAUCUUACCUGCCUAAAAUACAAGAGGAUGCCAAAUAACAGUCAGACCAUAUGGAUUUGCCCUGGAUGUCGCAAAAGCAGCAAUAUUACAAAAUCCUCUAAAAAUAAAGAUGAUAUUACUUUUGUUAAGGUUGGGUCACAACCCACCUGAGAAAUACAAGAUUAUUGAACACCUAAGUCAAAAACAGUUUGACAUCAUUAUGUCUCCCACAGCUUGGUUAGAUUGUACCAUUGUACAUGAUGCUCAUGAAACAAUAAAAGGGUUUCAAAGACCAAAGGCCCUUGUAAACAGUUUGACAUCAUUGUGGGUGACUUCGUCCAGAUUUUGCAUGUCAAUAACAAUCACUGGGUGUGCAUUAGUUCAAUUAAUUGUCAACCGGGGUAUGUCAAUUUACUAGACAGUCUAGCAAGUAGUGUGGUAUCACAAGAAGUAGAAGAUUUGGUCAGAAGUAUACUUGGACCAAGCAAUCAGGGAGUCAACAUUCAACAUGUUCAACAACAGCAAAAUGUCUGCGACUGUGGAGUUCUUGCGAUAGCAUUUGCUACAUGCCUUGCAUAUGCAAAAUUACCCCAGUGUCUAAGCUUUAACAUUCCAAUGAUGCGUCCUCAUUUACUAAACUGUUUGAAGAAUAGAAGCAUGGAGCUUUUUCCAGCAGUUUAG